Telopea speciosissima is the source of this 1780-nucleotide messenger RNA. Its product is annotated as disease resistance protein L6-like. The coding region runs from base 216 to 1664 and encodes 482 amino acids. Gene Ontology annotation, molecular function: ADP binding. The record is from RefSeq and is a predicted model, not a curated record. The transcript has 3 exons. NCBI's taxonomy places the organism in Eukaryota, Viridiplantae, Streptophyta, Magnoliopsida, Proteales, Proteaceae. Gene Ontology annotation, biological process: defense response; signal transduction.
CCACUUUUGCCGACUGCCUCUACAAUUCCUAGGUUGAUGCUGGAAUUCGAACUUUUAGGGACGAGGACGUGCUUCAAAAGGGAAAUAAGAUUGGCCCGGAGCUACGUGCUGCAAUCCAGCAGUCGAGAAUCUCCAUUCCUAUCUUCUCCGAGAAUUAUGCUUCAAGCAAAUGGUGUCUCAAUGAGCUAACUGAGAUAUCUGAAUGCAGAAGAACAAUGGACCAGAUCGUCUUGCCCAUUUUCUACAAAGUUGAACCAAGGGAUGUGCGAAACCAGACCGGGGGAUAUGCGAAGGCCUUUCAGGAACACCAGAAUAUGGGUUUCGACGGGACAAUGGUGCAAAAGUGGAAGGAGGCUAUGAGAGAGGUUGGAGAAUUGGAUGGAUGGCAUUCGAAGGAGGAUACGUAUGAAGGAAAGUUAAUAAAAACAGUUGUUAAAACAGUUGGGAGUACAUUGAACAAGAGACCCUUGAGUAUUUCUAACAACCUAGUUGGAAUCCAACUUCGUAUAAAAGAAAUGUUGAUACUGUUAGAUAUUGAAUCUAACGACAGAAAAAUUGUGGGGAUCCAUGGCCUCGGUGGCAUUGGAAAGACAACGAUCGCUAGGGCUGUCUACAAUACAGUCUUUCAUCACUUUGAAGGGUGUAGCUUUAUUGCAAAUAUUCGAGAAACUGCUCAACAAUAUAAUGGACUUGUUCAUUUGCAAAAGCAACUUAUCUUUGAUAUCCUAAAACAAGAAAAUCAAGAUAUUAGUAGUGUGGAUGAUGGAAUUAUUGUGAUCCAACAAAGAUUUUGUGCAAAAAAAGUUCUUAUUGUUCUUGAUGAUGUGGAUCAAAAUAUUCAAGUAAAAUCUUUAGUUGGGGAUCACAAAUGGUUUGAUGUUGGAAGUAAGAUCAUUAUCACAAGCAGAGAUAAGCAAAUUUUAUGUGUUCAAGAAGCAGAUGAGAUUUACGAGCCCAAAGUAAUGAAUUCAGAUGAUUCUCUUGAACUUUUUAGCCGUCAUGCAUUUAUAAGGGAUCAACCUCUAGAAGAUUAUUUGGAUCUUUCAAAAGCUAUGGUAAAAACUACUGGUGGACUUCCCUUAGCUCUUCAAGUUAUAGGUUCAUCUUUAUAUUUAAAGGGAAAAGUAGUAUGGGAAGGCAUGCUAAAGAAGUUGCAAAAAGUUCCCAAUUAUGAUGUCAUGGAAAGGUUGAAAAUAAGUUAUGAAGCAUUAGACGAUGAGGAGCAGCAAAUGUUUCUUGAUACUGCUUGUUUUUUCAAUGGAAUGGAUAAAGAAAUAGUAUGUCACAUAUGGGAUGGGUGUGGUUUUUUUUCUCAAGUAGAGCUUGAUGCUCUUUGUGUAAGGUGUUUGGUAACGAUUAGUGAAAAAGGUGAGUUAGGUAUGCAUGAUCUACUUCGGGAUCUUGGAAGGUAUAUUGUUUGUCAAAAGAACAUAGAUGAGCCAGGGAAGCGUAGUCGAAUAUGGUCUCAAGAGGAUGUCUUGGAUGUACUGGAUACACAAACGGGAACAAGUAAUGUUAAAGGACUCAGUAUUGAUUUCAGAAGUAUAUCAACGAGCCAAUGUUUGAUGAGCGAAGGAUUUGCUGCAAUGACAAAACUGAGGUUACUUCGAGUCGAUUAUGCACGGUUUUCUGGGAAGUUCACCCAUUCUUUUUCAGAACUGUGAUGGCUUAGUUGGAAAGGAUGCCCUGACCAAUGUGUCCAAACCAAUUUUUGUCCAUGGAAACUGGUAGUUCUUGAUCUAUCAUGUAGUGAGAUCACAAAAAAUUGGAUGGGUUGGAA